CUCAGCAUGGCAGAGCGGAGGGCGGUUCAGCGUAGACGGUGUUGAGGAUGAGAGAGCGGGGUGCGAGGACUUUAUCUUUCCGUAGUUGAAAGCUGAGGACGGAAUAUCGCGCUGAGGGAGUUUAUUCGGACCUGUUCGACACUUUGUUUCCUGCUUCAUGCUGCUUUUCUCGGACGGAGCGCGUUUUGUUUUUGUUUUUGCAGACUGUGCGCCUGUGGGCUGCUUCUCCAUUCAUUACCGUCGCUGCUGGGCACUUUUAGCAUGUUAGCAGCGGUUUUUUUGCAGCUUUAAGAAAAUUUGGGGCGACAAAAAGUGCUUAAGUUGUCGCUGUUUGUGGUUUCUCGGGCUUAGAAUGAUGAAAUUGAGCUGCGCUGGCAACUAACUUAACUUAGUUGGCUGGAGAAGAAGGCUGCGCAGAGAACGCGAACGGACGAGACAGCUUCCUCUCUCGACAACUUGUAGCUGUUUGUUUUGUUUGCUUCCCCCAUGACUCUGGACAACCUAAAACACUCCGCUAUUCUCUCGACUUUGUUUAAAAUGGCAGAUGACAAUGACCUGAUAGGAGCCUCCGAGUUUAUAAAAGAUCGACUCUACUUUGCCACGUUAAGAAGCAAACCGAAGAGCACAGCGAACACGCACUAUUUCUGCACGGAUGAUGAGUUUGUGUAUGAAAACUUUUAUGCAGACUUUGGGCCCCUGAACCUUGCUAUGCUGUAUCGAUACUGCUGUAAACUCAACAAGAAGCUGAAGUCUUUCACACUGACCAGAAAGAGGAUUGUGCACUACACCAGCUUUGACCAGCGCAAGAGGGCUAACGCUGCUGUCUUAAUCGGUGCCUAUGCUGUGAUCUACCUGAAGAAGACGCCGGAGGAGGCCUACAGAGCUCUGAUCUCCGGCUCCAACGCUUCAUACCUGCCCUUCAGGGAUGCGUCGUUUGGAAAUUGCACAUACAACCUGACGAUUCUUGACUGUUUGCAAGGAAUCAGAAAGGCCCUGCAGCACGGCUUCUUGAACUUCGACACGUUUGAUGUGACCGAGUACGAACACUAUGAGCGUGUGGAGAAUGGAGACUUUAACUGGAUUGUCCCCGGAAAGUUCCUGGCGUUCAGUGGGCCGCACCCAAAGAGCAAAGUAGAAAAUGGUUAUCCUCUUCAUGCACCUGAGGCUUAUUUCCCUUACUUUCGCAAGCACAACAUCACCACCAUCAUCCGCCUGAAUAAGAAGAUCUAUGAUGCCAAGCGCUUCACAGAUGCCGGCUUCGACCAUUACGACCUGUUCUUUGUGGACGGCAGCACGCCAAGUGAUGUCAUCGCCCGCCGCUUCCUGCAUGUCUGCGAGAGCACCGACGGUGCCGUGGCCGUCCACUGCAAAGCGGGUUUGGGCAGGACGGGCACUCUGAUCGGCUGCUACCUGAUGAAGCACUACCGGUUAACUGCGGCUGAAGCCAUUGCAUGGAUCCGUAUCUGCAGACCUGGCUCCGUUAUCGGCCCCCAGCAGCACUUCCUAGAAGAGAAGCAGGCGAGUCUGUGGGCUCAGGGUGAAGUGUAUCGCUCUCAGCAGCAGAAGGUGCGCAUAUAUGAAGAGCGCAGCGUGGGCGUGCCUCACCUCAUCUCCAGCAUGGAUGACAUGACCAUCAGCACCAGCAUUCUCAAAGCCAGCAGCCUGGACCGGGUGGAGGAGAAUAAUGACUACGGUGAUAACGGUCUCAGCAUGACUCAAGGAGACAAACUGCGUGCCUUAAAGGGCCGGAGGCAGCCCAGAUCAGCAACCACGGGGGCUCUGAGACUUGAAGACAUGAAAAUGCACACCAGGUCCCCAUCACAGCCUUUCAGUAGACUGAGUGCAGCCUCCAGCCCCCAGGGUCCCAUUUCACCCCUCAAAUCCUCCAAAGUGUCGUCCUCUUCCUCCAUCUCCGCCUCUGCCAAGAGAAUCAGCCGAGACUCCUCGUCCUCAUCCAGACUCAAAAGCCCUCUUGUGGUCUUUCUCCCUCUCUGUGACUACCCCAUGCUCUAAUAUCACGCUUUAGAAUAGGUACAAUAGGGACAGUUCACUUAAUGCAGUAGGUGAUUCACUCCCUCCUGCCGAUCUAAUAGAGAAAGAGCCAAAGCCAGGACCACGCUCUGUUUUUGCUUUCACUCUUUCACAUGCACACUCCCUCUCUCUCCCUCUCUACCUCCCUCGCUCUGUACAAACCGGCCCCUCUUGAGAUACGUGUUACGAGUGUUUUUUUCUAUUUUGGUACUGAGUACAUGACGGUUGUUUCCCACUGCCUAACUGACAGCUGUGGCAAGCACUUUUUUGAUUUUUUUUGGAUUAAAUCAAGCUAAUCAGCUGUCAGUGCAGUAUUUUGUAUUUACAAAAUAUACAUUGACCAACAUGGCGCUAAAGCUGAGAAAGCACAUUCUUAUACAAGCAGUUUUGCUCCCACACUGUAGACAUCAGAAAGAAACCGAAAGUUUGAAGCCUCUGUGCUCUGUAUGGGCCUGUUUCGUUGUGUAGGUUGUGUGAUGCGUAUCGUCCUUUUUCACGCAGACUCAUGCAUACAUUUGAUGUGUUUGUUGGGUAAAAUAACUUACAGUUAAAAGGAAGCUGAAGCUAAACUGUUUCACAGCCUCCAUAAAGGAUAAACCUUAUGUGUAAAGGUUCAGCACUUUUUUCAGCACAUCGCUUCGACUCAGGACUUGCAAGUGCAUCAUGGAUACAUUACACAAGUGGCCUGUAAUAGCACAAGGGGAGGAGGGGGCUGUGAGGAGCGUCACCCCCCAACCCCGCAGACUUGCACUCUGCUAGGUUAGCCUCUUUAGUCGAGGUGCAUAUAUUUUAGGAAAAAUUGAUUUGUCUAGCUAUAGGAUCUGGUUAAAAAUGGUGGUGUAUCUCCCUUCGUUUUGUUGUUGCUAGCUGUGUAGACUUGAAAGAAAUGAAGUAAGUUUGUGCCAUAAACCCUAGUUUGAACAUUGCACAUUGGAUUUUAUAGUUUUGAAAUAUUAAAUGUUUUAAAAUUUUUAGUGCUGCUGCUUAUGAACCACUUUGUCUGCCAUUUCUUGGGGUUUGAAAAGGGAAUUGCGUCAGAAGUAGAACUGGACACUUGUGUUUACUCAAGCCCUCGCCCCUGCAAAAGCUCAUAAGCACACUUAACUUGAGCUAAUGAAAAAAAGGAACGGCCCUUAAGAGAACAACAGGAUUUCCCCAAGCGGAAAGGGUGAGGCUGACAAGGGCACAUCAAAAUAAGGACUAAAAUGAUGCCAACCAGUAGCUUAUGCUAACUGAGUUAUAGGACUAACGUUACCUAACUACAUAGUGUUCUGAGACAUAAGAGUUUAUGGUAACUUUAAAGAGAGACGUAGUUUUAACGUUAAUGGGUACUGUUACCGUGCUCAUCACUGAACAUAAACAAAAAGGACAGCCAUAUUAACCACUUUGGAACGUGUAUAGUAGUUAUAUUCAAAGAAUCUGUCUAGCACAUCAGGCCUAACUAGCUUAAGCCUUUUAAUGAACAUCUUAAUGUGUCAUACAGGCAACUUGCUUUAAAGAUGAUGUAAUUAUUGGGGAAGACAUUAUACCAUUAGUCAACUUUGAUGGUGCUGUAGAACAUUGGUUCUCAAAUAGAUUCUCAAGGACCCCUAGACAGUCCAGAUUUUUGCUAACAAACUUGCAACAGGUAGAGCUACACUCAGUGGACACUCUGGGGGCCCUUCAGAACCGGUUUGGGAACCACUGCUGUAGAAGAUUAGAUUUAAACCAGCUGAACCGCAUUUGAUUUUUAAUACAUUUUUCAAGGAGGUCUCGAAACAUCCUUCCAUUUAACUGGAAGCUAUUUUCCCCAGCAAACUAUGGGAUAAACCCACGAAUCUGCAUGAAAAAGACCUGUUGCUUGUGUUGCAGUGAUGAGUCCACCAUCCU
Colossoma macropomum (tambaqui) is the source of this 3900-nucleotide messenger RNA. It is a transcript of the gene cdc14ab, whose product is annotated as cell division cycle 14Ab. The record is from RefSeq and is a predicted model, not a curated record. The transcript has 15 exons. Bases 487 to 2013 code for a protein of 508 amino acids. Gene Ontology annotation, molecular function: protein tyrosine/serine/threonine phosphatase activity; protein serine/threonine phosphatase activity. Gene Ontology annotation, biological process: protein dephosphorylation; cilium assembly; regulation of exit from mitosis. Gene Ontology annotation, cellular component: centrosome; nucleolus; mitotic spindle. Lineage: Eukaryota; Metazoa; Chordata; Actinopteri; Characiformes; Serrasalmidae.